Messenger RNA from Saimiri boliviensis boliviensis (Bolivian squirrel monkey), 2513 nucleotides. RefSeq names its product cyclin E2 (gene CCNE2). Lineage: Eukaryota; Metazoa; Chordata; Mammalia; Primates; Cebidae. The record is from RefSeq and is a predicted model, not a curated record.
CGCCGCCGGCCGCACCGUGGGGCGUGGUGAACGGGGACCGAAAGCCUGGGAGAGUCCACCCCACGGCCGCUCCGGGUGGCGGGUGCUUAGUGAGGACAGGGCGCGACGCGCGGGCGCGCGGACGGACCGGCGGGCGGGAGCUGGGAGCGCGCUGUCCGGAGGUGUCAGUCUGAGGCGCAUGCGUGCGGGGCGGGCCCGGCCCGGCCUAUAUAUUGGGUUGGCGCCGGCGCCAGCUGAGCUGAGCUGUAGCGGGUUUGGCGAGGUUUUAUACACCUGAAAGAAGAGAAUGUCAAGACGAAGUAGCCGUAUACAGGCUAAGCAGCAGCCCCAGCCCAGCCAGACGGAAUCCCCCCAAGACGCCCAAAUAAUCCAGGCCAAGAAGAGGAAGACAACCCAGGAUGUCAAAAAAAGAAGAGAGGAGGUCACCAAGAAACAUCAGUAUGAAAUUAGGAAUUGUUGGCCACCUGUAUUAUCUGGGGGGAUCAGUCCUUGCAUUAUCAUUGAAACACCUCACAAAGAAAUAGGAACAAGUGAUUUCUCCAGAUUUACAAAUUACAGAUUUAAAAAUCUUUUUAUUAAUCCUUCACCUUUGCCUGAUUUAAGCUGGGGAUGUUCAAAGGAAGUCUGGCUAAACAUGUUAAAAAAGGAGAGCAGAUAUGUUCAUGACAAACAUUUUGAAGUUCUGCAUUCUGACUUGGAACCACAGAUGAGGUCUGUACUUCUAGACUGGCUUUUAGAGGUAUGUGAAGUAUACACACUGCAUAGGGAAACAUUUUAUCUUGCACAAGACUUUUUUGAUAGAUUUAUGUUGACACAAAAGGAUAUAAAUAAAAAUAUGCUUCAACUCAUUGGAAUUACCUCAUUAUUCAUUGCUUCCAAACUUGAGGAAAUCUACGCUCCUAAACUCCAAGAGUUUGCUUAUGUCACUGAUGGUGCUUGCAGUGAAGAGGAUAUCUUAAAGAUGGAACUCAUUAUAUUAAAGGCUUUAAAAUGGGAACUUUGUCCUGUAACAGUCAUCUCCUGGCUAAAUCUUUUUCUCCAAGUUGAUGCUCUUAAAGAUGCUCCUAAAGUUCUUCUACCUCAGUAUUCUCAGGAAACAUUCAUUCAAAUAGCUCAGCUUUUAGAUCUGUGUAUUCUAGCCGUUGAUUCAUUAGAGUUCCAGUACAGAAUACUGACUGCUGCUGCCUUGUGCCAUUUUACCUCCAUUGAAGUGGUUAAGAAAGCCUCAGGUUUGGAGUGGGACAGUAUUUCAGAAUGUGUAGAUUGGAUGGUACCUUUUGUCAAUGUAGUAAAAAGUACUAGUCCAGUGAAGCUGAAGACUUUUAAGAAGAUUCCUAUGGAAGACAGACAUAAUAUCCAGACACAUACAAGUUACCUGGCUAUGCUGGAAGAAGUAAAUUACAUAAACACCUUCAGAAAAGGGGGACAGCUGUCACCAGUGUGCAGUGGAGGCAUUAUGACACCACCGAAGAGCACCGAAAAACCACCAGGAAAACACUAAAGAAGAUAACUAAGGAAACAAGUUGGAAUUCACCAAGUAUUGGGUAAAACUGGUAUCAAUGAACUACUCAAGUUUUACAGGAAAAUAGUGCUGUGAUUGUCCUAGCCAAUUCAGAAGUUACACUGCCAUUCUUUGAUUUUAAAACUUAAUUAUAAUUCCUAUGUUAAUUGUUAAAGAAACAGCAGGACUUGUUUACAAAGAUGUGACUUCAUUCCCAAGGUUUACUGGAUAGAAGCCAGCCACAUUUAUACCAUAGCAAUGUUUUUCCUUUGAUCCAGUGUUACUGUGUUUAUCUUGAUAAACUAGAAAUUUUACCAUUGGAGUUUUAGUUUAAUGUGCUACCUUAAAGGGUAUACUAAAUGAUACAGUACUUUGAAUCUAGUUGUUAGAUUCUCAAAUUCCUACACUCUUGACUAGUGCAAUUUGGUUCUUGAAAAUUAAACUUGUUUACAAAGAUUUAGUUUUGUAAUAAGGUGACUAAUUUAUAGCUGCUAUAGCAAGCUAUUAUAAAACUUGAAUUUCUACAAAUGGUGAAAUUUAAUGUUUUUUAAUUACUUUAUUUGCCUUGCCAUAACACAUUUUUUAAUAAGGCUUAGAUGAACAUGGUCUUCAGUUUGUGCUCUAAACAGUGGGAGUACCAAAGAAAUUAUCAACAAGAUAAAUGCUGUGGCUCCUUCCUAUGUGGGGCUUUAUUGACAUGUAGGUUGCUUGAUAAUAACCUUUUUGUAUAUCACAAUUUGGGUGAAAAACUUAAGUAGUCUUUCAAACUAUUUAUAUGAGGAAGUCACUUUAUUACUCUAAGAUAUCCCUAAAUAGUUUUUUUUUUUUUAAAUUUAGAGUGACUAAGGCUUUAUUUAUGUUUGUAAAACUGUUAAGGUCCUUUCUAAAUUCCUACAUUGUGAGAUAAGGACAGUGUCAAAGUGAUAAAAGCUUAACACUUGACCUAAAUUUCUAUUUUCUUAAGGAAGAAGAGUUUUAAAUAUAUACUGACUCCUAGAAAUAUAUUUAUUAA